Molecule: messenger RNA, 1710 nt
Organism: Acaulospora morrowiae
Lineage: Eukaryota; Fungi; Glomeromycota; Glomeromycetes; Diversisporales; Acaulosporaceae
Source: the annotation of a GenBank genome assembly
AUGUUUGACAAAAUUUCCCUUUUUCACUUAUACGCUAUAAUAGCUUUGUUGCUAUCGAUAGCUUAUGUAUAUGUUGCCAUAAAAGAUUAUCCAAGAUGGCGACGAAAUCGAAAAACUUUCUUUACAAACACUAUUGAUAAAAAACCCCAAGAGAUUCGACCUGAAACGAGCCCGCUGUUAUUUAUUCCAUUUAUUCCUUUUGCAGUUGUAUAUUUCACAUUACGUCUAACAUGGGAUGCUUUCAGGUUGUUCGUAUUUCAUUCCUUGGAAGGAUCAGCCUCCGGAGCAAUUAUGCUUGUAAGAUUUCUGAUACAAUUUAUAAAGAAGUUACCGGACAUGUAUGUCGCGAUCAAAACUUUUUGGAAUAAAUAUAUUCAUCAGAGACUCCUAAGAACGUUGUCCCUUUGUCUUGAAUGGACGUAUAUCUAUUUUUGGCCCGUUGUUAAAAAUUCGGCAAUCAUUGGUUGGUCGGCUGCAGUCGAAGGGAAAAAAAUCAUGAUACAUUCGUGGCAUCGCUCUCUAGAGUUGUCAGUAAUAGGAUGGAACGAGUUUUUAUAUCCAUCUCUAGAAUUUCUCUCAUGGGUGUUUGUCACUUUUAUAAUUGAACCUGGGAAAUGGAUUUUUUCGAGAACAUUAUACCUUUCAAGGAUCGCGUGGUAUUGUACCUGUCUCCUUGCCAGAGACCUCGCAGAAGACGCGAGGGACUUAUGGAUCAUGGGGUAUAAAGUUUUUGCUGCGCUAUGGAAGAAUAUCCUCAAUCCUGCGAUUCAUAUGGCACUCGAGUUUUAUGAAAAAGGAAAAAAACAUAUUCCAAUUAUUGGAAGAUUUCUAUACUCUAGAUUUAUAUUAGCAACUAUCAACGACUUUGCCAACAUUUUAUAUGGUAUAUGUUCAGACCCAGCUUUCCACUUCGUGGCAGAGUAUGUUUAUUCAGUAGUUUCAGCAGGUACAUUGCAAAAAUUGAUUUUGUCCCAUCUCAAAAUCGUGACUCCUAUUUUCGUAAGACAUGUAAAGAGAUGUAGUUUUGAAAUCGUGGAGGGAGCAAUCGUCGCAUUUCGAGAUACUGUUGAAACACUGGUUUUGAUAAAUAACGUUAUCAUUCUACCGGCCAUUAGUACUUUUAUAAUAGUCAAGAAUUUCUCAAACAAGAUGUACAGGCAUGUGAAAGAACACCUCGUCAACUUGUUUAACUUCAUGUGGAAAGUUUUUAUACCACUGCUAAAGCCUGUCAUCUCGAUCUUAAGCUUCAUUUAUACUACUUUCAUAUUGAAAGCGUUCCUCGCUUUCCUUCGAUUUUCAAAAUGGGCAAUCUCGUUGACAACUACAGCAUUGAGCUACGCAUGGAUCCGCUCUCAAGAAAUGAUGUUUGUCAUGUAUAAGUGUUCCAAAUCGAUAUAUCUUCGCAUCUUACCAUAUUUCAAGGUCAUCACCUCUGUAAUUAAUGAUAGGAUGAUUAUUCUUAUGAAUGCCUUAUGGUCAUACUUUUCAAAAGUAACUACCUUUAUCCUAGAGACUUUUUGGGUUCAAACUCAGGCAUUCCGGAGUUUCUGUGCUGAGGCUUAUGUAAAAUAUGAACCAGUAAUUGUAGAUUUGAAACAACGUGUGGUGGAAGCGGCGGAUUCCACGGUAGUUAGUGUUGGACAAAUGAUGAUGGAGUGGACUAAGAGAGAACGAGAAUUGAGAAAAGGGUUCUCUUCACAGGAUGGCUAG